Molecule: messenger RNA, 4204 nt
Organism: Adelges cooleyi (spruce gall adelgid)
Lineage: Eukaryota; Metazoa; Arthropoda; Insecta; Hemiptera; Adelgidae
Gene: HIPP1
Product: chromodomain Y-like protein
Exons: 6
Coding region: 367-3486 (1039 amino acids)
Source: RefSeq, a predicted model, not a curated record
CUAUCGUGCGUAGACUGUAGACUGUGAAAAUAUGUUAUAGUGGUUCGUACGUGCGUGUGUGCGUUUAAUGUUUAUGUGUGAUCACUGAUCAUCUACUAUAGUGUAGUCGCCGUAGUUAUAAAAUGGCGUUUUUACAAUUGGUCUUGUGAUGAUUAUGAAUUUACAAAAAUUGAUAGCUCAAUCCUUUUUACAUGUUAUACCGCGACGUUUCCGCUGUUGAUGGUGGUAAAUAACGAUGGCAAAUUAGUUAGGCGAUAAUUCUGUUCGAAAUUCAAUUCUUGUCGGUGCAUUAUUGUUCAAAUUAACCGGUUUCUGGAAACGAUAAAUCCGCGUAUUUUCGACCGGCCCAGUUAAAAUAUAAAUGCCAUGGAAGUGGUCGAAGUCAAAGAUUUCCAGUGUCACUCUGACGGCGAAGAAGUUGUACUUUUAGACCUUGAUAAGGUAAACAAUUUGGAUGACCCACAGGAAGCUGAAGAAGUUUCUACGGAUAGUAUUGAUGCAGAAAAUAAUGAUGAUAUGAGCACCAACCAAAUGGAAAUUGUUGAAAUAAGUAGCGAUAUGUCAGUUAAUGGCCAGGCAGUUGAUACUGGGUCUUCUGAUAAUACCGAAACUGCUGUUGUGGUCGGCGAAGAACUCCCUGGCGAUGUUCAUAAUGGCGAACAAUCUGGCACUGUUACUGUUCAAGAAAACAAUGUAUCUGAAGUGUUAAAUGUAGAAACGAUUAAUGAUUCGGUUGUAAUUGAAAACGGCGAAUUAGAUGAAAAGAUGGAGUUGGCAAAUAAUGUUGAAGACUCGGCUAAUGGACCUGAAAACAUUUUAAACAAAACUACACAGCUGAAGACUAAGACUGACAAACUUGAUGAAUCAAACAACAAGGAUGAUGAAGAAACGGCUAAAAAGGACGACGAACCAAAACCUGUGAGAAAAGAAAAAGUUUCCAUAACUAUACCUCCCCAUAUUGCAGGACGAGAUGUUUCUUCAUUGACUGAAGAAAAACUUCCACGCUCAGGUAAGCGUAUGUUGAAACCGAGAUUCGGUGUUAAAGUGCCUUAUAUUCAUAUGACAAGUCAAAUAGUAACACAAGACGAAAUCGCUAAAGAACUGUUUGAAAGGUUUCAACAAAAAUAUCCAAUGACUAGAGUCGACAAACCCGAUAAACUUUUUUCUAUGAAAUUGACUCAUAGAUUAGCUAAUAAAAUUUCUCCUCUAAAAACCCCAGACGAAAAGUCCAAAGAAACAAAUAAGAAGUCUAAUAAUGAUUUAAAAAACGUCAACAACAUUAAAAAAGAACAAACCAAAAAAAAAUUAGAUAAGCCCGCAGAAGUAACCAAAAUUGGAGAAAAUGACUUGAGUGGAGUUCAAAUUAUUGAAGUAUCGGAAGAUACACCUAAGGCGGCUACUCAGAUAAAUAACUCACAGCAUAUUGACUUGAUCACUAAUACAUUAAAACGCCUGGAACAGUCUGAAGAGUCGAAUGUAACUGAAGACAAAAAUGAUGGAAAGAUUUCAUCAAACGAAGAACUGAUUGCUAUACUUGAAGAUUUUGAAACCAUAGAAACGGCUGACACAAAUGGUAACAAAGUGCCAGAAUCUAAACCCAUUGUAAAAUGUCCUGUUAAAAGGAAAAUUGUAAGGAAUAAUGCUAGAGCUAAACGAUCUAAACCUAAAUUGGAUCCAGAAAUUGAAAAACAGAUUGCUUUAAAACAACUUGAAGAAGUUUCAAGACCAAAACGUUUCGACUCGCAUUUUAUUAAAAGAAAAACAGAAACUGAUAAAAAAGUUCUGGUUAAAAACGAUGUGGGCUCUGCACAAAAACGUAAAAAACCUACCGAUGAUGUACCUGAAGUUAAAAUUGCUAUUGAUCAAUAUAUAAAAUCGUAUACUGAUAAACGUCAAUCUGUCAAAGCAGAGCCUGAAGAAAAUGAUGAGAUUCAGCUUGAAAAUAGUGAUAAUGUUGAAAAAGAAGAUACUAAGACAUUGUCGAAUAACGUGGCUAAAGCGAGAACUAUGAGAGAAAUAAAUCGUCUCUUAGGAGAUGAAGGUGCAAUAAAUAUGAUAUAUUCUCUCGAGAAAAGAAGAACCCAAGGAAAUAAUAAUUCGAAAGAUGUCCUUCCGUCUACUAGACGUAAGAAAAAAGACUUGAUGUUAAAAACUAAACUUGUGAAAAAUGCUAUGCUGAAAAUGAGUUCUCCAAACAGUUCAUCUACGUCUAAUAGUCGGCUGGGCAGGCGUUCAGACGUAACUCCCACUGUUUCGCCAGUAGAAAAAUGUUCUAGGAAAAUUUCAGUCGAUUCUCAAGGUUCUGAUCAGUCUAUCAAAUGUUUGACUAACUUCUCUGGCAGAAAAAUUAUUCCGGCUGACGAAUCUAAAAUUAUCAGAAAACAUUCAUCUAGUAGUGAAGCGUCCAGUAUUGGCGGUAGUCCUUUACUUCCAGUUCCUGAUGCUAUACCAAUCAAUCCUAUAAGUUCAACACCAGCUCCAGUUAAAACAUUGCGAGUGUAUACUAGGAAAAAUAAAAAUUCUUUGGAUUCAUUCACAGCAGAUCAUUCUCUAAUAACACUUCCUGACGUACACAAUGGACCAAACAAAAUCUUUGCCAAGACUAAAAAUUCGAAUUUGAAGGUGAAAAAAGAACCCUCUACACCAACAACUGUAAAAUCAUCAAAAUCGCUAACUGCAAGUAUUAAACAAGAAGUUGAAAAUACAAAAUACAGUGAAAUUACCAUAAGGCGUUACGAUGGGGUUGUGCAUAUAACAUUGACACCAGUGUCGACGGUCAUGAAAAAUGCAUUAAAUAUUUCUGUAAUGGAAGAACUGAUGAGUGAGCUGCAUAUCUUAGAAAAAGAAGACUCUUGCAAUGUAGUUUUAAUAUCAUCAGCUGGUAGAAUAUUUUGCCAAGGUCUUGAUAUAGCUCCACUUAUCAACAAUAACCAGAUAGGUUGUCAAAAUACAGCUAUUGAAAUUGCAUCGACCAUCAAGAAGUUUAUCACUUGCUUAAGUAAUUUCCCUAAAUUACUUGUCGCCGGGGUGGAUGGUGCUGCUGUUGGACUUGGCGCAACAAUGUUGGCCCAUUUCGAUUUAGUAUUUGCUAGCGAUAAAGCAACUUUUGAAGCGCCGUAUGCACAACUUGGUCAUAUCGCAGAGGGUGCAGCUACAACUAUUUUGAGUAGACUUUUGGUUGCCGAAAUGAUCAUGGGCAGUCAGAGACUGACUGCAGGUCAAGCCCACUAUUAUGGCUUAGUUACUAGGACACUUUGGCCUGAUCGAUUUCACGAUGAGUUAGUGCCGUUGGUCAAAGCGUUGGCUAGACAAUCGUCACAAGCAAUACAAAUGACUAAAGCCCUUCAAAAACAAGAAACCAAAGAUAAACUGGCUAAAGCACUAGAGUCGGAAACGCUCAUCAUAGUACAACAAUGGAUUAGUGAAGAGUGCCAAAACAGCUUACAACGUUAUUUAAAAGACGCUGUAGAUAACCUCAACGCUUGAAAUAACUAAAUUUACUUUUUUCUCUUUAGUUACAUUUACUGUGCCUUGGCAAGGUUUGGUAAAAAAAAAAAAAAUAUUUAUGUUAUUUUAUUAUAUUAUUAUUAUAAACAUUUUUGAAAAUAUCGGUAGUCAAAAAACUAAAAUCAUAGAGGUCCUAAUAGAAAUUGUACUAGAAAUAAUUUUUUACUUAAUUUUUAUUUUUACAAAUUUUUAUUUGUAGCUCAUACAGGUAUUUUUUUUUUUUAAUUUGGUUCUUUGUACAAUUUUUUUUUUUUAGCUUAAUUAUUUUAAAACAACUACCCACAAAGGGAAUCUGACAUGGCUGAUUUUUGUUACAAGAAUAUUAUAUAAUGUUCACUUUCUGUAUAAGGUUUUUACUGGCACGACAAAUAUUGUAAUAUCACACUAAUACUUCAAGAUGUUAAGUUUACUUGUCUAACAUUAUCUUAGAGGUUCAUAUUUGUUUAUAGAGUUAAUUUAUUCCCUAUUAUUCAAAAUGUAUUUUUUUCAAUAACGAUAAAAAUAAUUGCUCGUAAGGUCACUCGCAUGUGUUAGAAUAAAUUUGUCCAGUAAUUGUUUUUUUUUUUAAUCAAUCAAGCAAUCUUAUUUUGUGUUCAAGUUUUAAUUACUUGAGUAUAUAUUAUAAUUUUUAAUGAUAUUUAUAAUUGUUAUAAAAGUACUCUUUUUAUAUAAAUAAUUUAAUCAAGUUAAAUUGAAA